Molecule: messenger RNA, 333 nt
Organism: Rotaria sordida
Lineage: Eukaryota; Metazoa; Rotifera; Eurotatoria; Philodinida; Philodinidae
Source: the annotation of a GenBank genome assembly
AUGGCUAAUAAUGAUACUGAUAAUAUAAUGAGUGAAUUUAUGAACUUAGAUAUUUGUUUAGAGGAUAAUAAUCAUGUUGGAGCACUUUCAGCAUUAGCUAAAAUUAUAAAUUACUUGAAAAAAAAUCUUCGUAAAGACAAUGCUGUUGAAAAAAAACAGAUCGUUCAUUAUGUGAUGAAACGAAUAUAUUUAAAUUUUGAAAACGGUCAUUAUAAAGGUAAGUUUGAAAUAAAAAAAAAAACAAGAAUUCCAAAACUAAUUCUUGAACAUAUUAUAUCUUAUAGAUGUUGUCGACGAUUUCAAUUAUUUGAUAGAGAUCGGGGAAAACAUUGA